AUGUUCAAUACUACUUUUCUCAUCGUCAUUCUCGUGCUCAUGACCUAUUCACUAGCUCAAAACUCGCGAUCAUGCUCGGAAGAGUCACUAAUGCUGUCCGAAUGUGUCGACCCGUAUCAGGGGUACAUUACUUCUCUGAAAGAUGUGACCGGAAAAAAGAUUGUGGAUCUUCUGUUCAUGAGAAAGUUUGUGAACUUCACUGACACAAUGGUUCAGUGCAUCGGAGUUGUGAACUGUGAAACUCCUCGACAUUACCUUUUCUUCCUGAAUGGACUCAAUUAUAUCGGGAAGGUGGUCUAUGGAAAAGAAGCUUUUGAUUGCUUCAAAAACGUUAGUUCGAACACAGGUGUAGAGAAAGAAUUAUUCACGUUUAGGUGAAGACCAUACUCAUCAGUUGUUUCAAAGAUCUUAACACUGAUUAUGAUGAGAUUCGUCGUGGCGGAAAAAGACGUGAGAAGGUUUCAAAGCUCGUCGAAUGUUGGGUGAAAAAAGCAGCGAACGAGCCGUCUCCUUCCAAUUGUUCCCAAAAAUUGAUCAACCCAUUGACAAACGCUGCAAAAACCGCCAUUUAUUUGUGGAAACAGUACGUGGAUUACAAGGACGGAAAAAUGAGACCAACUACGUUCACAGAGCAGAAAAUAGAAGAUUACCUUGAAUAAACGAAUGAUUUCAUUUUGUUUCCUGGGAACAAAUUCAAUCAUAGAGAUGUUGUGAUAUGUUUCUGUUGUAUAAAAGCGAGCUGGGAGAAGACGAUUCGACACAGAAAUGAUGCUGAAUCAUAUCACUCUCUGUCUUCUUCUUCUUCCUACUCUGGCCCUUGCCGACGUCCUCGAUCAUCUCUUGAGAACGAAAGGAUCUUUCAAUGCAGAAUGCCGUCAAGAAUACGAUACCGUCCUGGAGUGUAUGAAGCCGCAUAUGGUAAGCAAGAUGCGUUAAAUAAAAAAUUUACCGUUUUUAGGCGCUUUAUCAGAAAGUUGCUGAUUACAACGAGACUGCCUUUCUCUACAAUCCUGCAAUCAUGCGGAAAGCGCUUCAGAUCUUCGAGGACGUCUCUGAGUGUGUUGGAGACCUUCAAUGCAAGGAUCUCAAGCACGCUAAGUACUUCCUCGAGGGAUUCAUUUUUGUUGGCGAGCGAGUGUACGGUGAUGCCUUCCAUUGUUUCAGCAACGUGAGCUUCUUCCUUUCUAAAACAUUCAAGAAUUUUGAUUUAGGUCCAAUUUGUGGAAACUUUCGAACACUGCGCCGACACUCACAAACCGUCACACUCGAUUCUCAUUGAAAUUCUCGCCGACAGAAGCAUUUUCGACCAAGCAUUGAAGCCUGUCGUCGAUUGUAUUGCUGAGAAGAUGUUUCUGAUCCCCGCGACGUGCUCUGUUGACCGCAUCGUCACAUUGUACAAGGCUGGCAGAGCUAGCGCCGACCUGUUCUACACUGCCUUGAAAUUGAAUGGCGGGCUUUCCGCGAGCAACGAAUUCAACGCUUCGGAAUACUGUGAUUGA
This is a messenger RNA of Caenorhabditis sp. 36 PRJEB53466, 1499 nucleotides long. The record is from the annotation of a GenBank genome assembly. NCBI's taxonomy places the organism in Eukaryota, Metazoa, Nematoda, Chromadorea, Rhabditida, Rhabditidae.